UCAAGAUUGAGAGAAAGGUGGCUUUCCUCAACAAUCAAAUGGCUGAUUGAGUUUGGAUAUCACUCUUCAAUUUGACUUUGAUCAUUUCCUUCUCACAAUAAUAACUGCCUCACAUCGCGACAACACAACAAUCGGUUUUUCUCAUACCUGCUAGUUGCUAUAAACCGGGCGGUAAGAUUCGGUAUGAGCCAGACUGGCAGAAAUAACAAAAUAAAUCUAACAAAACGACAACGUCUCUUCCCAGCAGAAGCAGUAGCAGUAUUUUAAUUUUUAACUUCCUUUUCAAGAUGCGCAGCAAAUCACGAUCAUAAAAUCAUAAUCCAUACGCGAAUAUAAUACUUUCUAUCUUCCUGUAUUCUUCUGGUCCCUUCCCUUCUUCUGCUUGAAAACCAUCCCUUCCAAACUAAAAUUCCUAAUCAAAGUUUUAGUUCUCCGAUUUCAGAUUGAAAAAUGGCAACCGCAGAGAAACAAGUGAUGAUAGUUGGAAUCGAUGACAGCGAGCAUAGCGUGUACGCUUUGGAGUGGACGCUCGAUCAUUUCUUCGUUCCUUUUGGCCCUAGUUCUCCUUUUAAGCUCGUUGUCGUUCACUCUAAACCUACUCCCGCCUCCGCCGUUGGUCUCGCUGGACCUGGAGCUGCUGAGGUUUUGCCCUAUGUGGAUGCUGAUUUAAAGAGGAUAGCUGCUAGAGUUGUUGAGAAAGCUAAGGAGAAGUGCACCAGUAAAUCGGUGAAUGAUGUAGUAUAUGAAGUGGUCGAAGGUGAUGCUAGGAAUGUUCUUUGUGAGGCUGUAGAAAAACACCAUGCUUCAAUACUGGUUGUGGGUAGUCAUGGCUAUGGAGCCAUUAAAAGGGCGGUUCUAGGUAGCGUGAGUGACUAUUGUUCACACCAUGCUCAUUGCAGUGUGAUGAUUGUGAAGAGGCCUAAGAUCAAACACUGAGAAACCUCAUAUGCUCCUAUGAUAGUAAUUGCAUCAUUUACUCGUGUUUAAUGAAAAUAAUUGUGCACCUUGUCAAUGCCACAGAUUCAUGUAUUUCUGCGGACCAUCUUGUUUAAUAUGUAUUUGGUGUUUGCUGUCUCCUUACUUUUAAUUUAUAAUCAUAAACGGGUUGAUUAACCCCAAUCUUCAUGUUA
Molecule: messenger RNA, 1130 nt
Organism: Ricinus communis (castor bean)
Lineage: Eukaryota; Viridiplantae; Streptophyta; Magnoliopsida; Malpighiales; Euphorbiaceae
Product: universal stress protein PHOS34
Exons: 4
Coding region: 451-936 (161 amino acids)
Source: RefSeq, a predicted model, not a curated record